UGAUGGGUUAGCUAUUCUUUCCUCCUUUCUUUCACCUCCCUUCCCUGCUUUUCUUUAUAUGGUCAUCUCUUUUCUCUUUUCUUCCAUUCCUUGUAAUGCUUCUCUCUCUCUCUCUCUCCUUCCCCACCAUUCUGUGUGUGUAUUUGCUUUCCUCUAAAAUGCCAAAAAAUUUCUCUACAUGCUAUAUCUUCUGAGCAUGCUUGUUUUGCCAAUCCAAGCUAGCUCCAGUAGUAAUCUUUGCAUCGAAAAUCGUAUAUAAUCUUAAACCAUCCAAGUUCUCUAGCUUCUUCAUCUCUGCUCCACCACCACCAAACGUCUCUCAAUCUUUUUAAAGAACUGCAACAUGUCAGCUGCCAUCGCCGCUGCCGCUGCUGCCGUGGCUUGCAAUUCUACAGGUUCAUCAAGAAACGGGAACAAUCAUCAACAGAUGGAACAGGCAACCUUAUCACCAUCACUGCCGCUACCACCGCCAUCGCUGCCAUUAAGUCGGUAUGAAUCCCAAAAGAGACGAGACUGGAAUACUUUUGGCCAGUACCUCAGAAACCACCGACCACCCUUAGCACUAUCCCGUUGCAGCGGCGCUCAUGUGCUGGAGUUCUUAAGGUAUCUUGACCAGUUUGGCAAGACAAAAGUGCAUAACCAGACUUGUCCAUUUUUUGGCCACCCACACCCACCAGCUCCCUGCCCUUGUCCACUUAAGCAGGCCUGGGGGAGCCUCGACGCGCUGAUAGGACGACUCCGGGCAGCCUUCGAGGAAAACGGUGGAUUGCCUGAGACCAACCCUUUUGGUGCACGCGCCGUUAGACUAUACCUUAGGGAAGUGAGAGAUUCACAAUCAAAGGCAAGGGGGAUAGCCUACGAGAAAAAGAAGAGAAAGAAGCCACAACAGCAGCAGCAGCAACAGUUACAAUCUACAAAUGGUUACAAUAAUCAAAUUCAUCACGGUGGUGGAGGAGGAGGAGGCGGCGGUGUUAGUGGUGGAUUUGUUGAAAGAAACAUGGCAAUUAGGGGGAUGAUUAAUAUGGGGUCUGUACUGAACUAAGGGGAUGCUGACGGGUUUCCUGUUGUGCUAGGGUUUAUGUUUUGUAGUAUUAGAUUGCAUUUUCUCAUCGUUUCUACUUGCUUUUGUUUAUAUAAGUAAUUAAAGAGAAAAUCAUUUCUUGUUUUUUA
Molecule: messenger RNA, 1170 nt
Organism: Manihot esculenta (cassava)
Lineage: Eukaryota; Viridiplantae; Streptophyta; Magnoliopsida; Malpighiales; Euphorbiaceae
Product: protein LIGHT-DEPENDENT SHORT HYPOCOTYLS 4
Exons: 1
Coding region: 344-1042 (232 amino acids)
Biological process (GO): response to light stimulus; mRNA transcription
Cellular component (GO): nucleus
Source: RefSeq, a predicted model, not a curated record